AUGACCUCAUUAGAAACAUUACCCAGAAACAUACUUUCACUCAUAACGUAUCAUCUAGUCAUUUCAACUCCACAUCCACUAUCAUCACAUUACAUUCCAAAUCCAUCAACCAUAAUACCCCUUUUACUGACAUGUAAAACAAUUUACAAAACAAUAAAUUUCGAUUCGAAUCCUCAACUUUACAACUCCCUUUUCAGAUCAACUUUUGAUCAUUCUGCUUUGAGUAGAAGAUACGAUUGGAUGGUGGUUCAUCUUUCAGAAGUAGCAGGUAGAGGUAGAAAGAUAUUUGAUUUAUUUUCAAAUCCUAGGAGUUGGGCGAAUGAAUAUAAAACAAGAUGGGGUAUGGUAAAAAGGAUGAGAAGGGAUGUAAGGGAUUGUACUGUUGUUAAUAAGGAAAAAAUGACGGCUGAUUUAUGGAACGUUUGGUUUAUCUUGACUGAGAAUGCAGGCAACAAUUUAGCAUUCGUACUCGACCUUUGUCAAUUACAAGCUUGGAUGAGAGCUCAUUAUCAUGCUGACAUGUUGGCGGAUGCUUUAGUUCCGGGAUAUCCUAAAGAGACUGGGUCAAAAGCUUUGGGUAUAUGGUGUGCUUUGUUAUCUGGCACUGACUUCCCAGAGGACGAAACACCAUCCGAAGUGGAUGAAAGAAUAUUCAUCAUGCGUCCUUACGUAUUCGCUUCCGCAAAAUAUGACAUCACCUACGCUCCUUGGCGACAUCGAAAAUUACCUUUAUGUGAACCAGGUUGUACUUGUACUUCCCACACGCCAGAUGUGAGUUUACGACCGAAAGCUAUUCCAUAUGAUCGUUUUGGUUAUACUUGGAAACGAGCCCCGCCACAUUUUAUCCUGGGAGCUUACUUGAUGUUCUUCCGAUUAUUGGAGAGACAACCUGAGAGGUUGAAAAUACCAUUAUCAGAUGGAAUAACCUCGUCAUCUCCCCAAACCCUACCGAUUCAUCCGCCAAAACCCAAAUUAUUCAGCCUUAGAACUAUCCUUCCUUCUAAAAUACAUGAUAAAGAAUGGCAACGCAACACUGUUUGUCAAGAUCCCCACACUUCCCCAGGUCUCCCACCUUUAACCUUUCGCGGAGAUUUACAAGGUGUUUGGAAAGGUAGAUAUCUGUUCUAUGACUUUGGAACUUAUCGCGAUAUUCUAGCGGGGGAUAUGAAAGCUGUUUACACUGGUGAUUUCGCAGAACAAUCGAUGGAGAUGAAAUUGAAAGAAACUGUCAUAAAGGUUAGAAAAGAGGAUGUGGGGGGAAAAGGACCUUUGUUAAGUGCGGGUUUCGAGGGGAGGAAUGAAGAAGAAGAAGAAUUGAAAAGGAUAGAAAAUGGUUAUGGGAAUCCAGUAUGGGAUGGGAAAGAUGAGAAUGAUGAGGAAGGAUGGACAAAGGAGAUAUUGAUUUCUGGACGAUGUAAGAGUAGUUGGGGGUUAGCAAGUGUUAAAGGGAGAGUUAGAACUUGGGAUGGUUUGGUCAUACUUUCUUUGACGUAUUCGCCCCAUCCAAUGGGCAAAUGGCUUUGGCGUGGGUAUCUCCACACUGGAGGUUACUUAGUCGGUCGAUGGCGAGACACAUUCACUCCGGAGAAUCUAAGAGGUUACGAAGGUGCUUUUGCCAUGGUCCGA
Molecule: messenger RNA, 1626 nt
Organism: Tremella mesenterica DSM 1558
Lineage: Eukaryota; Fungi; Basidiomycota; Tremellomycetes; Tremellales; Tremellaceae
Exons: 6
Source: RefSeq, a predicted model, not a curated record